AAUUUGUGUUGGGUCGCAUUCAAAGCCAUCCUGGGCUACAUGUGGCUGGCAGAGUGCUGAUUGGACAAGCUUGCUCUAGGCUAUGGGUCUAGCUGAUAUCCGAGUUUCUUUUCAUCUUUAAAACCCUAGACUAGAAGCCUAAAGCCUUUGAUCUUAGCUUGGUUGCCGCCAUUUCCUAGUACUGGAGUACAUUUCCUAGGUAAGUCAGUUUCCUUCCUGGAGCCUCAGUUGCUCAGUCUUUAAAAUGAGCACUGAGAUUCCUAUUUUGUGUGUUUCUGAGGGUAUUGAGAGAAUUUCAUUUGGACACACAGAUGGAAAAGUACUUUUUAGCCAUACAGUCUUAUUAUUAUUAGAAGCCAUUUCUUAUUUUACUGUGAUUUUGUGGCCAUAUGCCAACAGAAUGAUUGGAUAAAAAGUUAGAAGAUGAAAAGUCAGUGCAUAUAGUACUGACGAUUUUUAAAUUGUGCUUUUAAAACAUAUUGAGUUUUUGUUUCCUUUUUGAAUUUUUUUUUAAAUCCCCACUUUACAUCUUAAGUUCUUUACUUGAGCUUUGGGAAAGUGUUCAUAGCUUUUAUAAAAUUUUUCAAAGGAGUAUUUGAUAUACCAAUUUUUUUCAACCCUGUGAUUUUCUGUGGGUGUUUCCCCCUGGAAUUCCUGAGAGGAGGAGAUCUUUUCAUGCUUCUUCUGAUCAUAUAUCCAUUCCUCCUUGCAUGGACAUUAACUGGUAAUACCCGGAGAAUCACAGAUGUCAAGAGAAUGACUGUUUGCAGGACUAGCUUGCUGCUCUCUGGAAGCUGAAAGCUAAUGGGCACCUAAUCAAGGCUGGCUCAUUUUUUAGGGAUAACCCAAUUACAAAUCUGGAUUAACUGACAUACUAGUUUGGUUCUUGGAAGCAAUUUAGUAUUGUUUUGUCUUGAUUUUGGUCUUUUUAUCUCUAAAGAGUACUUCUAAUUUAGACUAUAAAUUUUAAUGAGCAAAGGUUGAAGUUCCCUCCAGAGAGGGAAAAAGCAUUAUUAUUCAGGUUAGUGACCCCACAGCUCUCAUCAGGUGGCUGGGCAAAGGUGCAGAGAUUCAACAGAUUGGACAGGAGGUGUAGUCUAGAUUCAGCAGAUGGGGAGGAGGCCUGGUCUGGGAGGUGUGGUCUAGAUUCCUUAGCUAGGGAAAGAAGGUGGUGUAGGAGGUGUGGUCUAGAUUGAAUUGACAGGGAAGAGAGUGUGGUCUAGAUUCAACAUACAGGAAAGGAGGUGUGGCCUAGAUUCAACAAACAGGAAAGAAGGUGUGGCCUAGAUUCAACAGAUAGGAAAGGGGGUGUAGUCUAUGUUCAACAGACAGGGAAGGGGAGGUGGUCUGGAUUCAACAGACAGGGAAAGAGGGUGUAGCCUAGAUUCAGCAGACAGGAAAGGAGGUGUGGUCUAGAUUCGACAGACAGGAAAGGGAGCGUGGCCUAGAUUCAACAGAAAGGGAAAGAGGGUGUGGCCUAGAUUCAGCAGAUGGAGAAGGAGGUGUGGUCUGGGAGGUGUGGUCUAGAUUCAACAGGUGGGGAAGGAGGUGUGGUCUCACCAGCUGGGGAGGAGUGGGGAAGAUUGUAGGCAACUCGCCUACUAGCAACAGGUGCUGCUCUUUCACUAUCAUUCAGGAUGGCAGUACCUGUAAUAGGGCUGAUCAUCUAAUUAAGAUAGCAUAAUAUAGAGCCAGAAUUCAGGUGGUAUUUACAAGAUACAGAAAAGAUCUUGGACUCAAAAGGCAUGGAGUCCACUCCUAUUUAGCUGGAAACUGUGGCUUAUAUCAUCUCCAACCACGGUAAAAUGAGGACAGCACCAUGAAGAUGAAAUGAAAGCACGAAAGAGAAGGUAUUUGGCAAACCGUGACAGUCGUUGUUAGAAAGGAAAUGUCAAAUGAGUGCACAGACAAAGGGGGACCCAAGGGGGUCCUCCUAAAAAACUGCAAGAUCCUUUCCUUUCACUGUUGCUAUGUUCUGACGAGGUUGGUUGUCUUCCUGUUAAAUGAGAGGUGAGUGUGGAGUGGAGAAAGUGAGUUGUUUGGGCCUCAGGCCUCAACCUCCACUUGAAGCCUACACAAGCUCACCUUUGCUACCCUGCAGAGAAGGCAAAAGGAGUUAAUGAUGAAAUGUCAGAAAGGCACUCGGGGCCUUUUAGAAAUUCUCACCAGCACUCAAGAAGAGUGAAUGAAAUGUGCAGCUCAGAGUGUCAUUUCUGAAGGGAGGAGUCUUUCUCUUGGAGAAGAGUCCUCAAUGAGCCUGGCCAAGGCCCGGGAUCUGUGUGAAGUGGACUAAGGAUUAAGUAGGAUGUCAACUGAGACAGAACUUCAAGUAGCUGUGAAAACCAGCGCCAAGAAAGACUCCAGAAAGAAAGGUCAGGAUCGCAGUGAAGCCACUUUGAUAAAGAGGUUUAAAGGUGAAGGGGUCCGGUACAAAGCCAAAUUGAUCGGGAUUGAUGAAGUUUCCGCAGCUCGGGGAGACAAGUUAUGUCAGGAUUCCAUGAUGAAACUGAAGGGCGUUGUUGCUGGCGCUCGUUCCAAAGGAGAACACAAACAGAAAAUCUUUUUAACCAUCUCCUUUGGAGGAAUCAAAAUCUUUGAUGAGAAGACAGGGGCCCUUCAGCAUCAUCAUGCUGUUCAUGAAAUAUCCUACAUUGCAAAGGACAUUACAGAUCACCGGGCCUUUGGAUAUGUUUGUGGGAAGGAAGGGAAUCACAGAUUUGUGGCCAUAAAAACAGCCCAGGCGGCUGAACCUGUUAUUCUGGACUUGAGAGAUCUCUUUCAACUCAUUUAUGAAUUGAAGCAAAGAGAAGAAUUAGAAAAAAAGGCACAAAAGGAUAAGCAGUGUGAACAAGCUGUGUACCAGACAAUAUUGGAAGAGGAUGUUGAAGAUCCUGUGUACCAGUACAUUGUGUUUGAGGCUGGACACGAGCCAAUCCGUGAUCCCGAAACGGAAGAAAACAUUUAUCAGGUUCCCACCAGCCAAAAGAAGGAAGGUGUUUAUGAUGUGCCAAAAAGUCAACCUGUAAGUAACGGCUAUUCAUUUGAGGAUUUUGAAGAACGGUUUGCUGCAGCCACCCCGAACAGAAACCUGCCCACGGACUUUGAUGAGAUUUUUGAGGCAACAAAGGCUGUGACCCAAUUAGAACUUUUUGGGGACAUGUCCACACCCCCUGAUAUAACCUCUCCCCCCACUCCUGCAACUCCAGGUGAUGCCUUUAUCCCAUCUUCAUCUCAGACCCUUCCAGCGAGUGCAGAUGUGUUUGGUUCUGUACCUUUCAGCACUGCUGCUGUACCCUCAGGUUACGUUGCAAUGGGCGCUGUCCUCCCGUCCUUCUGGGGCCAGCAGCCCCUCGUCCAACAGCAGAUGGUCAUGGGUGCCCAGCCACCAGUCGCUCAGGUGAUGCCGGGGGCUCAGCCCAUCGCAUGGGGCCAGCCGGGUCUCUUCCCUGCCACUCAGCAGCCCUGGCCAACUGUGGCCGGGCAGUUUCCGCCAGCCGCCUUCAUGCCCACACAAACUGUUAUGCCUUUGCCAGCUGCCAUGUUCCAAGGUCCCCUCACCCCCCUUGCCACCGUCCCAGGCACGAGUGACUCCACCAGGUCAAGUCCACAGACCGACAAGCCCAGGCAGAAAAUGGGGAAAGAAACGUUUAAGGAUUUCCAGAUGGCCCAGCCUCCACCCGUGCCCUCCCGCAAACCCGACCAGCCCUCCCUCACCUGUACCUCAGAGGCCUUCUCCAGUUACUUCAACAAAGUCGGGGUGGCACAGGAUACAGACGACUGUGAUGACUUUGACAUCUCCCAGUUGAAUUUGACCCCUGUGACUUCUACCACACCAUCGACCAACUCACCUCCAACCCCAGCUCCUAGACAGAGCUCUCCAUCCAAAUCAUCUGCAUCCCAUGCCAGUGAUCCUACCACAGAUGACAUCUUUGAAGAGGGCUUUGAAAGCCCCAGCAAAAGCGAAGAGCAAGAAGCUCCUGAUGGAUCACAGGCCUCAUCCAACAGUGAUCCAUUUGGUGAGCCCAGUGGGGAGCCCAGUGGUGAUAAUAUAAGUCCACAGGCCGGUAGCUAGAUAGCGCAGGUCUGGGAGCCGGAGCCUCUCUACGCGCAGAUCAUCAGACCUAAGAAAUAGCAUCGAUGCGAGCUCGUGGUGGGUGCUCAAGACUGGCAUGGACAUCAGCAUCACGACAGGCUCUCUUGUAUUCUUUCACCUCAUCCCACAAGAAAUUCAUGAUUGCCCAAUGGAACUCGCUCAGAAGAGGGAACUAAGCGUUUUUGGCAACCAAUGGCAGAUAUCUAUGGCAGCACACACAGAAAAGUAUAGAAAGAUCCACCCAACAUUAAAUCACAAAUCAAGCAAAUGCUUACCCAACAAAUAUUUGAGCCCUCAUAGCUGGGUUUAAGGUGACCCAGUGUGCAAAAUUAUUAAUUCCCUUUUUACUUUUCUACCUGUUGACCACUGUUGAGACACCAAAUUUGGAGUGACAGGCAUCAGAGGAUUACAACAGGGUUGGAACUGACUUCUUUAAGCAAAAGCAAAGGGUCUUCUGUGACCACAAUAUCAUCAUCCAUAUGCCUUUUCACAUAGGAUGAUGUGUUUUUUGUCACUCCAUGGGGCCUGGUCUGCCAUUUUCCCCCCUUUCCUUUCUUUGUCAUGUUUGAAAAUUAGUAGGUGUACAAAUUUUUGUAUUGCUUUUGACUUUUUUUAGAUAUGGGUGAAGAAAUCUAACUGGGGAGAAAAAAAGCCUCAGUGAAAUGAAUUAACUUGAAAUUACAAGACAAAUAAGUGGUUGAUUAUUUGUUAUGAUCAAGAAUGUUGCCAAAACAAUCCUUUAGCUAUUCUGCAUCCUGGUGAAGAAAGACAGCUUUCAGUUUGAACCUUCAUUCUGUGAGUAGGAAAAGACAUCAGAUCCCAUUGAUGAGAAAGAUGAAAAAAUGCAUCUGAUUUCUUAAGAAGCUCUAAACUCUUAAGUACAAUAAAAUGAUAUUUUUUAUUUUUCCGAUAUCUUGCUGCUGUGAUGCUAUGCAGACAAGUGUCUUCUCCACGUGCCAUUUUCAAAGAAAAGUCAUUUGCCAAAUAAUUCUGGUACAAUUCUGGUAAUGUGGUUUUGAAUCUUAAAAACCAACUUUCUAAAGGAACAAUGGUGGCAUACAUAUUCAGAAUAACAAACUGAUUCCGUGGUCCAAAUGGUUCAUCUCUAUCUCUUUUUGUACAUCAGAAAAUUCAAAUGGGAUUUUUAUUUUAUAACUUGAGAAAAAAAAAAAAAAACCUUACCAUUAAACUCUUUAAAUAUUUAAGGGAAAUGGCUUUAAGGAGUUCUAAUGAAAAAAAAUUUGUUGCUUUUUUUUUUUUGUAAAUAUAAAUGUUAAUGAAAAUGCUUUUUAAUAAUGCCAUUACACUGUAGAGAAGGUAGCAGAUUGAGUGCAAGGUGUGACAAACUUGAUGGAUGGGGCUCACUUUCCAGAUGUUAUUCUGGAGCAUAUGGUAGGAAGCUGGAGUGCAGGGACCGCUGGCACGAGCAGUUGGCCAAUCAGCAGCUAGUGAACGGGAAGGGAGCACGUGACUCCAUCAUCUAGCCUUUCCACGAGAGUCCCCACCCUCUGUGCAACACAAGAAAAAGACAAUUCACAUUCUGAAGAAUUCAGAUUCUGAAACUCUCCCACCUCCCCCCUCCCACCUACCCCAUAUAAAUCACUGGACUGUUUGUACGUGAAACAGAAGAGGCUAAGCUUCCUUUUUUUACACUUAUGAGACAAAAAGUGCAGUGUUUGGUUCGUAUGUUUAGCACAUGAUUUUCAUAAAGAAUCUAUAUAUUUUUGCCCUACAGAGAAUUGUUAUACAGGUCAAGUGUGUUUUCCUGAUGUUCCUAUGCAGUUACCGUAUGUUGAAUUUAGUGUUUUAACACUAAGAAGAAAACUUUAAAGAUUCGUGUGAUUAAUUGGAUUUGGGGAUAAUUAUUAUUUGGUUUUAAGAUUUGAAAAGUAGAAUUUCCAUUGAUAUGAUUGAUUUGAAUAGGCCUGUAUUUGGUUCUUCAUAUCAAUAGAAACUAAAAUGAUUUGGGAGAUUGAUUUGAAAAUGAUUGUAUACUUGUUCACAAAGAGAAAAGUGAUACAUCAAGGUAAUGGUUAUCAUUUAAAGCCCACAUUUUACACUAUCAGGUCACAGGAGUCUAAUUUUUUUUUCAGUUAGAUAAACUGACCAAAUGUCUAUUCAAGAAUAUAUGUCAAUGUCAUCCUAAUGUGGAAGGUCCGAAGAACCAGAAAAGUGAGAAGGGCCGUUUACCUCCCUCUGUAGCUAUCACCUGUUGGUCCACAGAGUUUCUCAAGGAAUGAGCAAACAUUUUAGAUUAGGUAGCCCUUUCACAUGAAGGGGAAGAUGGGAAAGGUGGAAUGACUGUAAGAGUUGGCUUGAGACCAGUUCAAUUGUUUUCUGGGGAUUUGAUAAGAUAGGCAGUUCCCAUGGGAAAUUGCUUAAAUUGCUUUGUUGUCUAUGAUUUGAUUCUAAACAAGUGGUGCUAUCUUCUCCCUCAAUAUGGCUGUCUUGAGUUUGUCUUGCAGUAUCACACCGUUAUACCAAUUCUUUGAGUUGCUUGUGAUACAUUCAAAGGGAACUCUGGCUGAUGUUGCUGUUUCAGGUAUACCAUCUGGAGUUAAUUUCCUAGCAGAAGGUGAAAGUCCAGGGGACUUGUCCUCCUUCAUUGAACAUGAUUGAAAAUAUAACUGGCUCUGAACUUCAAGAAGAUGCCCAAGUGAUGCAUUAAAGUGAGGGAAAUAAAGUCAAGAUUUUUCAACUGCCAUCCAUAUUCUCAUUGGCAGCAUUCUGAUUUUUUUUUUUCCAAGCACUGUUUGGUGAGCCCGGAACCACCGUAUCCUGUCCCAGGAAUACAGUGAAAUUUCCAAGCAAGAGCUGAGGUGCCAAUACCAAAAGACCAUGGGGGGGUCUGCACAGUUCUGGUUAGAUCAAUAGAAAAUCCAUGUGUACAACUGUUAAUUCCUCAUCCUCCACUAGCACUAAAUUUGUCACUUUAAAUUUUGAAACCAGGGAAACGCCACCUGUCAUUUUGUCCCCAUUCUCCAUAGCUCUUCAAUCUUUACAUGCCACAAAACUUUUUUGAUAGCUCGUACUCAUCCCAGUGUCUCCUGAAACCCCAUCAUGUAAUGUACCGGGCACCUUCUUUUAAACAAAUGUUUACUCUGUGGGUUUGGUUCAUUUCAAUUUCUGCGUUCUGACACAUAUUUUUUUAAUAAAGAUGAGAAAGAGAAAAUGACUGUUGCAGUACAUUUCUAGACCUACUUUAACUUUACCUCAGAUGACAGUUUGUUAACAUAUAUGGACACAUUAUUUUUAACUUUAUGUACAAUGCAUUCAACAGAACAGCAAAAUUUUUAGAAAUUUUCCAUUAAUUUCUGUAACACACCAUGUAAAACUGUUACAAAUAAACAUGUUUGAGAACAACA
Cercocebus atys (sooty mangabey) is the source of this 7458-nucleotide messenger RNA. RefSeq names its product Dab, reelin signal transducer, homolog 1 (Drosophila) (gene DAB1). The record is from RefSeq and is a predicted model, not a curated record. Gene Ontology annotation, biological process: ventral spinal cord development; lateral motor column neuron migration. The transcript is spliced from 17 exons. NCBI's taxonomy places the organism in Eukaryota, Metazoa, Chordata, Mammalia, Primates, Cercopithecidae. The coding region runs from base 2306 to 4072 and encodes 588 amino acids.